Harmonia axyridis is the source of this 4724-nucleotide messenger RNA. RefSeq names its product adenylate cyclase type 5. Gene Ontology annotation, biological process: adenylate cyclase-inhibiting G protein-coupled receptor signaling pathway; adenylate cyclase-activating G protein-coupled receptor signaling pathway; intracellular signal transduction. The record is from RefSeq and is a predicted model, not a curated record. Gene Ontology annotation, molecular function: adenylate cyclase activity. NCBI's taxonomy places the organism in Eukaryota, Metazoa, Arthropoda, Insecta, Coleoptera, Coccinellidae. The transcript has 26 exons. Gene Ontology annotation, cellular component: plasma membrane. The coding region runs from base 284 to 3988 and encodes 1234 amino acids.
UCGGACUUUCAGUCCUCGCCGCAUAUCAACUCCUCACGCUCAGCAAGGCGGUCCGCUCGCAUCCGCCAACUUGAUAGAGUCGCGCGUUGUACGUACGCGAUACGCUCUUUGUUUUUCCGGUAAUUUUCGAGGAGUGACACUCGUCGCAAAUUGUGCAAAGUUGCGGAAGACGGGGCUUUGUAGGAGCUAUUACCACCUGGCCUUGAAUUUAGCCUAGUUACAUUGUUGGUUAGGAGGAGAUUACACCGAAGGGAAAUCAGGAUAAUACUUCAAAUUCUAGAAAAUGGCUACCACCCCCAUGCUUAGAUCGUUCAGUACUGACUCUGCCCGAAAACGAGACUGGAAACAAAGACUUAGUCUCAGAGAUUGCCACAGGAGAGAAGGGGAUUCCCGUAAGGGUUGCACACGCAAAUGGACCAGCCUGAAACAGAACCCGAAGGGUGGGAACAUCGUCCACGAACCCUUCGGCUCGAGUACCAGUGGCCAUUCCACCCCAUCGACGGUCAACAUGAGUCCCCUGCCGGGGGGCACGGUCGAAGGGCACAGAAAAAGUAACUGGCAGGUCAUAGAACACUUCGGGUCCAAAGAUAAGACGAGCUUGUCUUCGAGUUUGAUGGCGGUGGGAGUGUCAAGAUCAUUGCCUCUCAAAGAUUCAGACUCGGUGCCAAAUUCAAGUCCAGAACACGAAGGCAAAGAAACUGAAGCUGAUCUCCUGAUGUCACACAACAGAGUCAAUCAACCUACAGGAUUUUCAGGAAAACUGAAGAAAUUCCUCAGGAGAUUCUGCGGAAAUUUACAAUUCAAAAACGUUCAGGUGGAGAUGCUGUACCAGAGGUAUUUCCUCAAGAUGAACCAGAGCAACAUGACGAAUCUCCUAUCCCUAUUACUUCUGCUGUGCGUCGUUUUAUUGCUUCUGGCAGCAGCGGACAUGAUCUUAAUGCAUCACAGUUUCUCAUCACCUACAAGGUUGCAGAAUUCAACUACAUACAGAGGCGGUUUUGAUCCUUUGGAUAAGUCACUGGUUUUGGUGUCCACUUCUGGAUGUUGCAUAGCUAUCUACGGUGUUCUUCUGGCAGUGCUUUCGAAACCAGCCAUGAAUGAAGUUUAUCUGAUCAUUAUUUCUUACUUCAUCUUGGUGACAUUCGUCACGCUAGAGGUCUGUGUGACGGUUUUUUGCGAAGAAGAACGUCCAUUAUUGGGGACAACAUUCUCCCUCGUGUUCACGUACUUGACAUAUGCCCUGAUGCCAAUUAGACUGAAAGACGCUCUGCUGGCCGGAAUUAUACUAGCUCUUACCCAAAUGACGUUAGUUUACUACGCCGGUUAUUUGGUUGCGAUCCCAGAGAUUAGUUGCUGUCUAGCCAUCCUUUUUUGUGGGAACGUGGCAGGAAUAUGCACACACUAUCCUCGUGAGGUAGCUCAGAGGAAGGCAUUUCUGGAGACUCGACAGUGUAUAGAAGCCAGAUUGAAGAUCCAAAGGGAGAAUCAACAACAGGAACGGCUUCUACUAUCGGUUCUUCCACGACAUGUAGCCAUGGAGAUGAAAGCUGAUAUUGCUGGCAAGCCGAAGAAGGAACAGUUUCACAAAAUCUACAUUCAAAGGCACGAAAAUGUAAGCAUCCUCUUCGCCGACAUCUGUGGAUUCACCACUCUGUCCGAUCAAUGCACAGCUGAAGAGCUUGUUAGGAUUCUCAACGAAUUGUUUGCCAGAUUUGACCGGUUGGCCGCCGAACACCAUUGUCUCAGGAUAAAGCUGCUGGGCGACUGCUACUAUUGCGUUUCCGGUUUGCCAGAAGCCAGACCCGAUCAUGCUCAAUGCACUGUCGAAAUGGGACUCGACAUGAUUGAUGCCAUAGCGCUAGUUCGUGAAGUAAUGGCUGUGAAUGUCAACAUGAGGGUAGGCAUCCAUACUGGUAGAGUCCACUGUGGUGUGCUAGGGCUAAGAAAGUGGCAAUUCGACGUAUGGUCGAACGAUGUUACUCUAGCUAAUCACAUGGAAAGCGGUGGAAUACCAGGGAGAGUGCAUAUUACCAAAGAAACAUUAAAAUGUCUGGGUAAUGACUAUGUUAUUGAACCAGGACAUGGAGGAGAUAGAAACUCGUACCUGAAAGACCACAACAUUGACACGUAUCUCAUAAUUGCACCUUCCUACAGAGGAGGGUCAUCAACAUCACAUUCGCAUUCUAUGAAUGGUAAUAUUUCUAAAGAAAUGAGGAUGAUGGGUCAUGGAUCUCAACAUGGAAAACACAACAAGUUAGGUUUCAACGAGCCAACAGAAAGGGUGAAAAAUACAGAUGACGAGGUGAACGAGUAUCUGAUGAGGGCCAUCGAUGCUCGAAGUAUAGACAGACUGAGAUCGGAGCACUGCAGAAGUAUUCUGCUGAGUUUCAGAGAUUCGGUCAAAGAAGCGAAGUUUGCUUUGGAAAGGGACAGAAUGUUGAGUUUGUAUUUUUUCUGUUCAACAUUUUGCUUUGUGACCAUUUUUUUCGUACAAUCACUCAUAAUAAAAUGGAAUCUCGUUGCGUUGAUGUGUUCGCUUCCAAUCAUCUUCCUUUUGGUCUCGAUUCCUAUUUUAGUUUAUUUGAAGAACUUCAGGUUUAUCGAAGUGUGUAGCCGCCUUAAGACGUUCUCUACGUACAUCCAUCGAAAUAGAAAUAUUGCUCAAGUAUUCUCAUUUUUUAUGGCCAUAUCUAUUUAUUCAUUGGCCAUGCUGAAUACACUUUCCCUACAGUACCAAAUGGAAUGUUUGAAUCGGACAACUCAUGGAAAUAUUGAUUGUAUGAAUUCGACAAAUGCAAGUUCUAUGAGUGUUGUUUACAAAGACUGCAAAUAUUAUUUUCUAGUCGAUUAUAUCCUUUUACUCGUAGUCCUCUCAAUGAUAGCAUGUGCUGUCUACCAAGUACUCAUUUCACUAUGCAAAACAAUCAUACUCACCGGAGGAAUGAUAGGAUUCAUGGUAGUGUACCUGUCGUACUCAAAGGAUAUCAAUGAAUUGGUAUGUUUGAGUCUAAGCGAAUCAACUUUAACUCAACAGUAUUUGAAUCUAGUCAUCCUGGUGGCUUUGGUGAUAGCUCUGAUCAUUCACGGCCAACAGACUGAAGCAACCUACAGGCUCGAUUUCGUCUGGAAAUUACAAGCCACGGAGGAAAAAGAAGACAUGGAGCAUCUCGAGGCAUACAACAGAAAAUUGUUGGACAAUAUUCUACCAGUACAUGUCGCCGAGCAUUUUCUGAACAGUGAAAAAAAUAACGACGAGCUGUAUCAUGAACAAUGUGAUUUUGUUUGUGUUUUGUUCGCCUCCAUUCCGAAUUUCAGUGAGUUUUAUGUGGAAUUGGAAGGCAACAAUGAAGGUGUCGAAUGUUUGAGGCUGUUGAACGAAAUCAUAGCUGAUUUCGACGAACUGCUCUCCGAAGAGCAAUUCAAGUACAUCGAAAAAAUCAAAUCUACGGGGGCUACGUAUAUGGCUGCUUCUGGGCUGACCCAGAACACUUGUGAUAUGCAGGACUACAAGCACGUGACCGCUAUGGCAGAUUACGCCCUAAGACUGAAGGAGCAAUUAGUAGAGGUCAACGAGCACUCGUUCAACACUUUCAAGAUCCGAAUCGGGAUAAAUGUUGGUCCUGUUGUGGCAGGAGUGAUUGGCGUCAGGAAACCGCAGUAUGACAUAUGGGGAAAUGCUGUCAACGUUGCCAGCAGGAUGGAUAGCACGUGUUUACUGGAUAAAAUUCAAGUGACGAAGGAAGUUUACCAGAUUCUUCAUGCGAAGGGUUAUCCCAUGUCUUGCAGAGGGACGAUAGAAGUAAAAGGAAAAGGCUCCAUGGAAACAUUUUUCCUAGAUGGAAAAUGUCCGAAACCAGAUAUCAACAUAGUAACGAACCCAUUAGCUACUAUCGCUUCUGAAAUCAAAAAUGGACUGAAUCAUCACGGAAAUGAAAAGAGCGUUUUGGGAACCAUCGCAGAAAGAGAACCUGAAACUAACAGAACAUAAUAUUGAAAAUCUAUCGACAAAAUUUUUUCCCUCGAUGGAUACAUAUUUUUUGAUAAAUGUCUUCUGAGUUUAGAGUUGUCAAAUCAGGGAAUUAUCCACUAUCCUCUGUUGUCAAAGAACUAAUCGGCUACAACUCUCCUAUUGUUUGCUAAUUGCUUUUAGCGAAUAUAGAGAAACGUUGUAUGAGACUUCAAGGUCAGAUAUUUUUGCUAUUUCUGACACCAAACAGAGAUGUUUUCACUAUUUCAUAUAUUUUAUUUAAACUCAAUACUUUGGAAAACCAAGACUUCAUUCAAUGUUUCAAAGUAUAUGCUACAAAUGGAAAAAUGGCUUCCACUUCAUACAAAAAGCUUAUUCGAUAUCAAUUCACAUUGCACAAAAUAAAUGUACUUACGUUCAAUAUUCUCAUCCAUUUACGCUCUCUAAAGUAAAACUGUCAUUAAAUACCGAAUUCAUUUUUGAAUUUGAUAUUGACAUUAAUUCAACCCCUAAUCAUUCUCGUGUUUAUAACUUGGGAGUCUUCUGUUAGACUCUCCUUUGUUUUACUGUGAUAAUAUUUAUUGCAUUUUAGGAAGGGUUGACGAGGAUGUACCUUACUUGCAUAUGUAUACGUACAUAGGUUUUUUAUAUUUGCUAAAAGCUUCUAUUCUUGACGCUGUGUAGAUAGUGUUCAUAAUACUGAGGUUAUUUUAUUGUGAAUAAAAUGAUAUUUUAUAUAAAAAGUCUAUGAAGUUCA